GGCUUUUUCUUUUUUCUCCAAUCUUCGUUCGGUUUUUCUUUGGAGCAAGUGUUCAACUGCGAAAUGAUAUGAUAUUAUGAUACCCUGCAUCCUUCUCUCCUCCUCCUCACUCCCUCCUCAGUGGGCUCAUACUCUACUUCUCAGCCCAAAGCCUAACCCUAGCCCUACUCCCGCUGCUCCUCUCUCAUCACUUUCGUUUCCAGUUCACGCUCGCUACUUCCUUUGUCGCUGCCGGCGCAGGGACUCUGCCUUGGACCCAAACGCUGAGUCUGUCAGGGCCGGCCGGUUCAGGUUCCGGGAAGAAUCAGGCAGCGGAGAAGUGGGUGGAGAUUUUGGGCAAGGAGGUUCGCGUAGAUGGUGGUCUGACGGCAUCCGGGACGGCGACUUCAAGGAAGAAGUCGACUCUUUCGAUGACGGUGACGAUGAUGGUGAACAGCUCUGGGAUAAAAUAUGGAUCUUUAAGGUUUUUAAGUCAUAUGGCUACCUACUCCCUGCCAUCAUUGCAUCAAUGCUUCUUGCAACAGGUCCAAAAGCUUUCCUGAUGGCAUUAGCACUGCCUUUGGGACAAUCAGCAAUAUCCCUUGCAAUUGACAAGCUAUGGGGCGGCGCGAAGGAAGAGCCAGGGACUAGUCCCAGAAUCAGGAGGAAGCCAUUUUCCACCUCUUCAACUGAUUACAGAAAGGAAGAGCAGGAUGAAAGUAGUGUUAAGAACAAGAGAAAGGCAGCCUAUCAGUCAUGGGUUGCGGCAGAGAACGGCUCAGAUGAUUUCAGGGGGAAGGAUUCAGAGCGGCCGAGUUUUGGAGGAUGGGAUGAAUUGGAUCAGCAGAGAAGACAAGUAAGGUGGCAGCCAAAUAGAGCUGAGAGCUCGUCCAAAUCUGCUCAGGUGAAGAUGGGGAAGUUGUCCAAUAAGGGAAGGUACAGCGAUGCUCCUCUGUUUCUAAGGCUCUUAAUUGCAGU
Dendrobium catenatum is the source of this 957-nucleotide messenger RNA. RefSeq lists its product as uncharacterized. The record is from RefSeq and is a predicted model, not a curated record. Lineage: Eukaryota; Viridiplantae; Streptophyta; Magnoliopsida; Asparagales; Orchidaceae.